Messenger RNA from Rotaria sp. Silwood1, 930 nucleotides. NCBI's taxonomy places the organism in Eukaryota, Metazoa, Rotifera, Eurotatoria, Philodinida, Philodinidae. The record is from the annotation of a GenBank genome assembly.
AUGUUAAAAGAUUCGAAAUUUUCAUCACAUCUUCUUCAUUUAUCACAAUUACAAAUUAUUAAUCAUAAAACUUUGGAUGAAUAUCGAGAUCGUUUAAAAACAUAUGAAGAUUAUCUGUGGUUUGGUAAACCUGAUCAAAUAUCAGCUAUUGAAUGUUCACGCCGUGGUUGGGCAUGUCAAUCAAAUGAUUUGAUUGAAUGUGUUAAUUGUCAUGCACAAAUUUUUGCUCAAUUACCUAGUGUUCUUAAAAAAGAACAAUAUACGGAAUGUAUAGAAAACAUUUGUCAAUCAUUAGUUAAUUCUCAUCAUCGUUAUUGUGUAUGGAAAUUUAUGAUUAUACCUGAAUCAAUCGUACAAUUAACAGAUAUUUAUUCAAAUGAAACAGUUAAUAGAUUAUUAAAAGAAGCAGAAGAAUUUUUAUCACAUAUAAAUCAAAUUGAUAUUGUUGGUCAAUUACAGACAAUAUUUCAAAUUGAAUCAACAGAUUUUGAUCUUUUAUCGAGUUCAUAUUUAAAUGAUCCUCGUUUGAUAUCAGCUUUUAAAAUUCGUGUUUUUUGUUGGAAAUUUAAUAAUUCAUUAUUAAUUUGUGAUAAAUGUUGUCGAGAAAUUCGUAUCAAUAUGAAUCAUUUUGUAUUUGAUCCAAUUCUAUCACAUCGUGCUUGGUGUCCAAUUUUAAAAAAUAAUCAAUGGAAAAAACGAAUCGAACAAAUUGAAAAUAUUCUUUAUAAAAAAUCACGAAAUAAAAUUAGCGAAAUAAAAACAAAUAACGAUCACACAACAGAAAAUAUUCUUCCUGAUAUAAUAUCAACACAAAAUCUUUUUCAUGAACUAAUAUCAAGUAAAGAAUAUUAUCGUUCAUGCGUACAAAGUACAUUUGAUGACAAUACAUCAACAUCCGAUAUGGAUCGUACAAAUAAUGAAUCAAUAUAA